Messenger RNA from Vicia villosa (hairy vetch), 1356 nucleotides. RefSeq lists its product as uncharacterized. The record is from RefSeq and is a predicted model, not a curated record. The transcript is spliced from 2 exons. Bases 1 to 1356 code for a protein of 451 amino acids. NCBI's taxonomy places the organism in Eukaryota, Viridiplantae, Streptophyta, Magnoliopsida, Fabales, Fabaceae.
AUGGAACAAAUUCAGACAGACAUGGCAGAGAUUAGGGCUCAGAUAGGGACUACUAUGGGUCAAUUUUUGGAAGCUAUCCAAACCGUUACCCGUGGACAAGGAGAUUUAAGAAAGCCUAUUCAGAGGCCGGAUUUUAUUGUUGAUCCAAGCGGCGUUCAUCAAAAAGUCGUCAAUCCUACCCAAGAGGCCCCUUUGAAUCAGAAUGUUAGAAACACUAUGCAAGUUCCCGUCAACGAGGCUCCACACCGUGAAAAUCUUUCUGUUUCGUCAUAUGAUACUUUUAAGUUUCCAAUGGAUGAAGAUGAGGGUAAGCUCCGUCUUUUGGAUAAGAGAUUGAAAGCGGUUGAGGAUCGUGAUUGCCUUGGUUUGGAUGCUGCUAGUUUAUGCCUGGUGCCUGAUAUCAAGAUUCCUCCUAAGUUCAAAGAUAGUCUUAGUGGGGCAUCUCUUGAAUGGUAUACCCAACUUGAAAGGACCAACAUCCGAACUUGGAAAGAUCUAGCCAAAGCCUUUUUCAAGCAUUACAAACAUAACAGUGAUAUGGUUCCUACCAGAAUUCAUCUUCAGGGUUUGACUCAGAAGGUUGACGAAUCCUUUAGAGAGUACGCACAAAGAUGGAGGGAGCUAGCUGCUAGAGUUCAACCUCCCCUUUUGGAACGAGAACUUGUAGACAUGUUCAUGGACACUUUACAAGACCCCUAUCUGAAUCGGAUGGUUGGAUGUGCCGCUUCUGAAUUCUCAACUUUGGUUGUCAUAGGAGAAAGAAUUGAGCACGGUCUUAUGACUGGCAAGAUUCAGAAUGCUGCUACUAAUUUUGAAUUCCCAGAACAAGAUGGUGAAGAAACAAGUACAAUUUCCGAAGUUGAAGAGAGAGAUCAUGCUUAUUCUCCAGUUCAGAUCCCUUGUUAUCAAAUGACAGAAAUUACUCCUGAUCAGGAUGCCCCACAAAUUUGUGUUGCGACUAUUAGCCAGCCACCAGUUCAAUUUGUGCAACAAGAGCCUGUUCUAUAUAAUCAAUCAGUUAAGUAUGCUCCGCAACAACAGCAGAGAUAUAGACAAAAUCACCGACCACAGGGUGGGCAGAAUCAAAGAAGGCCAAGAAAGGUAUAUGAACCAAUUCCAAUGCCUCAUAGUCAGUUGCUCUCUCAUUUACUCCAAAAUUCUUUAGUGGAAUUAAAACAACUUGGGCCUCCUCCUUUUCCUUAUCCUGAAGGAUAUGAUCCCAAUGCCUACUGUGAGUUCCAUUCAGGGGCACCUGGACAUUUGAUUGAAGGUUGCAACGUAUUCAAAGGCACAGUUCAAAACCUCAUUGAUUCCAAGGCAAUCUGCUUCACGCCAAACGGUCUGCGCAUAAAUUGA